Messenger RNA from Erinaceus europaeus (western European hedgehog), 2962 nucleotides. It is a transcript of the gene LRRC55, whose product is annotated as leucine rich repeat containing 55. The record is from RefSeq and is a predicted model, not a curated record. The coding region runs from base 852 to 1820 and encodes 322 amino acids. Lineage: Eukaryota; Metazoa; Chordata; Mammalia; Eulipotyphla; Erinaceidae. Gene Ontology annotation, molecular function: voltage-gated potassium channel activity; transmembrane transporter binding; potassium channel activator activity. The transcript has 3 exons. Gene Ontology annotation, cellular component: voltage-gated potassium channel complex.
GGCGGAAGCCAGGGAACCAGCUGAGCUUUACAGAAGCAGCAUUUAGAUUCUGUGAACUUUCUUCUAAGCAUCGUCCUGCUGGUUUCUCCUUUGGGGGCAAAAGAAGGUGAGGGGAGUAGGGGGACAAUAGGCACAAGGACCACAGGAUGGAUGGGAGAGCCACCCAGGAUGCUGCCCCAGGCUGGGGGAGGAGAGGGAAUUCAGCUCCCAACUCCUGAGCAAGAAAAAGCAGAGAGUCUGAGUUGGAGAGGUGAUCCAGGCUCUCCCAGCUGACCUCCCAAGUCCUGGGCUCUGGGACAAAUGGUUCUUUCCAGCCACUGCUGCCUUGACUGCAGGUGUCCCUGGGGCAGGAAGAGGCUCUCUGAAUAUUUCAGUACCUGCUGAGAAGGCCAAGGACUGAAGCUCCAGGGAGGCCCAUGGAGACCCACUUCCACCCGGGCUCCCUUCCCAAAACGCCCACCCCAGGACGGCCUUGGACCUGAACCCCCUGGACCACACAGAGAAAUGGCCCGUACAGAACCAGAUGCAGUGCCCACCUCCUAAUCAGUGGCUUGCAGGCUUUCUUGUGGUGCCAGGACCUUUCAUCUGCUCUGGCCUCCCAACUCUGGACUUAGCAAAACAGGGGUAUGGGUGACAGAGGCACAAAAGUCCUGCAGGGACCUUGCCAGGCCUCUCUCAAGGUUUGAUCAUCUUGACAGGCCCCGGUGUGGGGGGGAGGGGUGCUCCUAGUGCCCUCCUGCCACUCUGAAAGGAUUUCCACUGCCACCUGGGUGCCCAGGCUGAUGCCACCACAUGCUCAGAAGCCCCACCUCCCAGGGCUCUGGGUCAUGAUGUAGACACCUCCCUACACAAUGCCUCAGAAUCUUCAUCCCAUGGCCACCAUCACCAUCUGGACAGGAUCCCUCCAGCCCGGCUCCUGCCUGCCACCCAGGAUGGGUGACAUCUGUUUCCAGCUGCCUUGGCCUGGGCCCACCGUGCUGCUGGUCUCCCUGUUCCUGGCAGCUGGGGUGCUGCCCGCGGAGGCUGGCACCAGCUGCCCGGUCCUGUGCACCUGCCAGAACCAGGUGGUGGACUGCAGCAGCCAGCGGCUCUUCUCAGUGCCCCCGGACCUGCCCAGGGACACACGCAACCUCAGCCUGGCCCACAACCGAAUUGCCACGGUGCCCCCAGGCUACCUGACCUGCUACAUCGAGCUUCGAGUGCUGGACCUGAGGAACAACUCCCUGCAGGCAUUGCCCGCCGGCCUCUUCCUGCACGCCAAGCGCCUGGCCCACCUGGACCUGAGUUACAACAACCUGAGCCUGGUACCGGCAGACAUGUUCCGCGAGGCCCACGGGCUGGUCCACAUCGACCUGAGCCACAACCCAUGGCUGCGCCGCGUGCACCCCCAGGCCUUCCAGGGCCUGCUGCAGCUCCGAGACCUGGACCUCAGUUUUGGGGGGCUGGCCUUUCUCAGCCUCGAGGCCCUCGAAGGGCUGCCCGGGCUGGUGACCCUGCAGAUCGGGGGCAACCCCUGGGUGUGCGGCUGCACCAUGGAGCCCCUGCUCACGUGGCUGAGGAACCGGAUCCAGCGCUGUACGGCAGAUUCUCAGCUGGCUGAGUGUCGAGGUCCCCCUGAAGUCGAGGGUGCCCCACUCUUCUCCCUCACUGAGGAGAGCUUCAAGGCCUGCCACCUUACUCUGACCCUGGAUGAUUACCUCUUCAUCGCAUUUGUGGGCUUUGUGGUCUCCAUCGCUUCUGUGGCCACCAAUUUCCUCCUGGGUAUCACAGCCAACUGCUGCCACCGCUGGAGCAAGGCCAGUGAGGAGGAAGAGAUCUGACGUGACUUCCCUGCAUCCCUCUGUGAUGCCAGCCUACAUGGCCACAGAGCACUCUGUAUGAGCAUUAACUUCUAGGAUUUGGGGAUGUUAGAUAGAUCAAGCUCACCUCUGCCCUCAAAGUACUUACUUCUAAUAUUGUGGGAUUCCCAAAAACAACUCUCUUGAAGGCAAUAUGUUGAGCACCUAGUUAUGUAAAUCUAGAGAUGUCAUCAACAAUGCCUAGAAAAGUCCAAGAGAGUGACAAAAGUGGAGGUGAUUUGUGAACUGGCUCAUCAAGAAAUACCCACUUUAUCAGGCAGACAAAGAAGGUCCAACAUAAAAAAAAAAAAUGGUGGAGGCCAGAAUAGACAUGGUUGAGGACAACAACAAAGAACUCCUUUUUUAAAAUAUAAUAGAAAGGAGAUGGUAUCACAGACCUAAAACAUGCCUUCUGAUACCCAAUCUGUCAGCCUUUGCUGCUGUCCACACUGCCUGCAGAGGGUGAGAACACUCCCUUGCCAGCCUUCUUGGCCGCCUCCUACCAGCGGCUACUAGGUGAGACCACUUCCUGUUGAUUGUCCCCAUACUACAGCACCAAUGGCAGCCUCCUGUGGAGAUGCCAGGUAGCAAGCUAAGAUGGACACCUGCAGUGCCCUUUCUCCUACCUGUCUCCUGUCUCUCACUCCAGCUUUUUCUUCAGAAGAGGGGAGCAGGAGGUCCAGCAAAAGGGACAACAGAAGUCCUGGCACCCUGGGACUCCUACCCACCUGACUGUUUUUGCCAUGGUGCUCAUAUAAAGAGCUCUCACCAGAAAACUUCAUGGUGGGCUCCAACCCUGCAGCAUGAUGGAGAAAGUUGCAACACUUGAGCUCAUAGGAAGACCAGCUCUUUCUUCUGAGCCAUUCAGCAUUUAAAAUAUAUAAGGGUGAGAGAGUUGCUAAUUACCAAGCACACACCAGUGUUGGGCACUGUGAUAAACUCUCUCCAAAAACAGUUCCCUUUAAUGCACAACCUUUUGAGAUGAGCAUUGAUGCUUCUAGUUUACAGAGAAGGAAAUUAAGGCUCAGUGAGGUUAAAGCCACUGGCUACUUAGUGAGCAAAAUUGCUUUUAUUCUGCUACUCCCAUCCAAGUUGGGGAGCAUCAUCACAAUUCCCACUAACAU